CUCCUGUUCAUGGUCUUUCUUUCUUUAAUCCCUAAACCCCAGAAAAGAAAAAAUGAAUCCAACUCUCCUUGACAAAGAUCUAACAGGUAAUGAAACCAUCAAUGGGUCGAGAAGAUUCGAAGAAGCAAACAACCUCGGAUCUCCACCAAACUCGCACACUAACUUCUCUCUCGUUAGAAACCAUCCUCACAACAAAUCAGUCUCAGUCUUAAAGUCGGAAGAUGAGCAUGAGAGAGAUGGGGGUGAAAGCGAAAAUAGCUUCAAAAGGAGGGGCAAAAGUGGAAUGAACACAAAAGCAUGCUCACGAGGACACUGGAGACCAACAGAAGAUGCUAAACUCAAGGAGCUUGUUGCCCAGUUUGGUCCCCAAAACUGGAACUUGAUUGCUCACCACCUUCUUGGUAGAUCAGGAAAGAGUUGUAGAUUGAGAUGGUUUAACCAGCUAGACCCAAGGAUCAACAAGAAAGCCUUCACUGAGGAAGAAGAGUUUAGGCUUUUGGGGGCACACCGAGCCUAUGGCAACAAGUGGGCUUUGAUCUCACGUCUCUUCCCGGGACGGACCGAUAACGCCGUCAAGAACCAUUGGCACGUCAUCAUGGCUCGACGGACUAGAGAAAGUCAACGACUACGUCAACAGCCUCCUCAGGCACCGUCAGGAAACGCUGAAAUGACGGUCUCGUCCUCAAGCCGCUAUCAUCACGCUGAGUUCUACGGUAAAGUAGCGAAGGGUAGUUUUGUCAGUGAUGACGAUGACGAAGAAGAUGGUUCAGCUGUCUCUACUUGUACUACGGAGCUGUCUCUCACUCCGCCUUCCUCGACUCACCAGCCUCUCUUCUUGAAUUACGACAAUACCCUUGCCUCAGGUAAAGAUGGUCAGUGUGUGCAGAGGGCAGAAGUGAUUGGCAAAUAUGGUAAAAAGAUGGACCAUCAAUAUCACCACACAAUCACAGUCUGUGAGAGGAAGGUGGAGAUGCAGAUGAAGAGUGGAUUUUAUUUCUUUGAUUUCCUUGGAGUUGGAUCCUGAUUUAUUAUUUAAGGAAUUAGGGUUUAUGAUGAGAGAAAUCAGAAAUGUGAGAUAAAAAAAAAAUGGGUUUAGUUUCUUCUAUUUUCGUGGUUAAUUUUAGGCAUGUUUUCUUAACAUUUUAAUUUGGGCUAAAUCUGGUAGAAGUUAUCUUGUGUAUGAGGGAAAACAAAAACAAAAAAAAUAAUUAAUCGUACAAGUCAGUAACUAAGGAAUAAAAAU
Molecule: messenger RNA, 1243 nt
Organism: Eutrema salsugineum
Lineage: Eukaryota; Viridiplantae; Streptophyta; Magnoliopsida; Brassicales; Brassicaceae
Product: transcription factor MYB56
Exons: 3
Coding region: 53-1024 (323 amino acids)
Biological process (GO): regulation of DNA-templated transcription
Cellular component (GO): nucleus
Molecular function (GO): RNA polymerase II cis-regulatory region sequence-specific DNA binding; DNA-binding transcription factor activity, RNA polymerase II-specific
Source: RefSeq, a predicted model, not a curated record